This is a messenger RNA of Salvelinus fontinalis (brook trout), 5735 nucleotides long. RefSeq names its product sorting nexin-18-like. Gene Ontology annotation, molecular function: protein binding; phosphatidylinositol binding. Gene Ontology annotation, biological process: cleavage furrow formation; endocytosis; plasma membrane tubulation. The record is from RefSeq and is a predicted model, not a curated record. Gene Ontology annotation, cellular component: plasma membrane; cytoplasmic vesicle. The transcript is spliced from 2 exons. NCBI's taxonomy places the organism in Eukaryota, Metazoa, Chordata, Actinopteri, Salmoniformes, Salmonidae. The coding region runs from base 329 to 2050 and encodes 573 amino acids.
ACUAUUCAGGCUUAUUACGUGUGAGGACUAGUCCUGUUACGAGACUGAAGCAUCUGGAAUAGGACUUUCUCCCUCCUACCUAUUCAUGAAGAAAAAUAAUACAUUGUUCUUUGCCUUUUACGCAUGAAUUUACAGACUACAGGCGCAUGCUUUACAACCCGAAACUUAUUUUCGGACGAGAUUCUACAGCCGCAUUGCAAAGGACUAAAACUAAAAACUAAAGAGGUGGGUGCUGAAUACAAAGUGAUACGGUGAUCCCAUGUUUCGCUCGCAUGACUAAUUAAUAUCAGUACUCGGUCUCACGCGCUCCUAUUUUUUUAUAUAAACUAUGGCGUUUAGAGCGAGAGCGUUGUACGACUUUAGUUCCGAAAAUCGAGGAGAGAUAUCGAUUACUGAGAACGAAGUUGUUACUUUGUACAGCGAACAAGAUGUCGAGGGAUGGUUAGAGGGAACUAACAGCAGAGGGGAGACUGGUCUUUUUCCAGCCUCAUAUGUGGAGAUUCUCACAAAUGAUUCAUCUGACAUCUCCUCCAACAACAAUGGUAUGUCGGCAGAUCAUGGUCAAGCCGAGUUGCCAUCAAGUGGAUAUGAUUCGUCAUACCAUUCCCAGUCCCAUUCUCGUGCUGAGAGCAUUACAGUUCCGAACCCUACCCACUCUGCUUAUUCUGUGCAAACUCCACAGCACCACAGUUACCCAACCAGUCAAGGUAGUGAUGACGACUGGGAUGAUGACUGGGAUGACAGCUCGACUGUGGCGGAUGAACCUGGAACGAUACAUGACAAUGAUAGAACUAGUUCCACAGCAUACACGGUCACUACCACUUUGCCUGAGAGACGUAGCAGUGCCCAAGCCAAAAGUUCAGCCACAGUGGGUAAAAACCUCAACAGGUUUUCAACCUUUGUGAAAUCAGGCGGAGAGGCUUUUGUGUUGGGCGAGGCGGCUGCCUUCGUCAAGGACGGGGACAAGAUCUGUGUUGUCAUGGGCCAGUAUGGGCCAGAGUGGCAAGAAGACCCAUAUCCAUUCGCCUGCUCCAUCGAUGACCCAACCAAACAGACUAAAUUCAAAGGCAUGAAGAGUUACAUGUCAUACAGACUGACUCCCUCUCAUACCCAGAGCCAGGUGAAUAGAAGGUAUAAGCACUUUGACUGGCUCUAUGCCCGCCUAGUCGAACGAUUCCCUGUCAUAUCAGUCCCCCAUCUGCCCGAGAAACAGGCCACGGGGCGCUUCGAACAGGACUUUGUCUCCAAGCGCAGAAAAGGUUUAAUAUGGUGGAUGAACCACAUGACGAGCCAUCCUGUCCUGGCCAGGUGUGACGUCUUCCAGCACUUCCUCACCUGCCCCAGCACAGACGAGAAGACGUGGAAGAUGGGCAAGCGAAAGGCGGAGAAGGACGACUUGACUGGAGCUAACUUCUUCCUGACCAUCUCCACCCCGGCCGUUCCACUGGACCUACAGGAGGUGGAGAGCAAAAUAGACGGUUUCAAAGCCUUCACCAAGAAGAUGGAUGAGAAUUGUCUGUUAGUCAACGCUACCAUCAACGAGUUCGCCCGGAAGCAGAUCACCGGAUUUAAGAAAGAGUAUCAGAAAGUGGGCCAGUCCUUCAAACUGCUGGGCCAAGCCUUUGAGAUGGACCAACAGGCCUAUUCUGUAGGACUGAACCGUGCCAUAGCAUUCACAGGAGAGGCCUACGAGGUUAUAGGAGACUACUUUGCUGAGCAGCCCAGACAGGAUUUGGACCCCAUAUCGGACCUGCUGGACCUGUACAAGGGGCACCUGGCCAACUACCCUGAUAUCAUCCAUGUUCAGAAAGGUGCCCUUACCAAAGUGAAGGAGUGCCAGAAACAGGAAGGGGAGGGAUCAACCAUCAACGAGCGCUGUAACAUCAUUUCCUGCGCCACGCUGGCUGAGAUCCAGCACUUCCACCGUACGCGCGUACGUGACUUCAAGAGCCAGAUGCAACACCACCUCCAGCAGCAGAUCAGCUUCUUCCAGAAGAUCACUGGGAAGCUAGAGGAGGCACUGCAGAAGUACGACGAAUGUAUCAUAUAAGGGCCUGAAGAAAGGCGGGUGACUGCAGAGGGAUGGGAGAGAGGAUGGUGGGGACAGAGGGAGAGAGAGAGAGAGGGGGACUUAGAGAGGGAGAGAAAGAAAGAUGGCUAGAGAUGAUAAAUAAAGUGCCCGGGAGGAGAUAGGGCAUUUGAAUGACUUGUUCAGUUCUCCAUGACCAGGUUAUUCAUCCAUUCUACAGUCGGAAGUGAGUGGAUCUAUGCAGGUGAUGCAGUGACGGAUGGGAAAAUGGGGGAGGAAGAUACUGAAGAUGCUCCUUCAUUGACGUUGUUGUCCGCAAAACUUGAUCAUGUAGUCUAGCUUGACGGGAUAUGCUAAGUCAUCACAUACAAGAAGUGUCACUUCAGAAACGAGUGGGAUGUCUUCCAAAAGGAACUGUAUAGAAUUGCAAAGAUAUCUCUUAAAAUACAUGUUUAACCUGUUGCAUUGAAUCCCCCUCAUUUGCCUUUUUCUCUGAACAAAUAUAACAAUUUCCGUUUCAUGGCAAAUAUGAAUGACAUGUCUCUUUGUGUGUGUGUGUGUGUGUGUGUGUGUGUGUGUGUGUGUGUGUGUGUGUGUGUGUGUGUGUGUGUGUGUGUGUGUGUGUGUGUGUGUGUGUGUACGUGUGUCUUAUCAUAGAGGGGGCAACCAAGGGGGGAUUGGUAUUUCAAUAUUCUGUUGUAGUUUCUGAACCUCAUUAUUUGAGACCUCCCAGAGAGCUCUGUGCCAGGAACCAGCUUUAAGAUUGUAGAACACUGGAGGAGAACAGAACACUUGAUUUUCCAUUCCUUCUUAUUGUUCCCAAUGGAGAGGGAGGAGGGAGGCACAAAUAACUCAGCCAGAAUAAUACUGCAAAUGAUGUCUCUGUGGGAUUCCCUGAUGUCGAAGGACAUUGUUGAAAUGAAAUCCUUCCUCCUGCACAUGUACUGUAUGUGAAUUUGAUGAUUGAAGGACCAUUGAUUGGUAUCCUCCCAAAACACAGUUGUUGGAUGAUAGCCAAAAGUGUAAUGUAUGUAAGUUAUUUUCCCAGGUUGAUUACGGUAGUGCUAGAUGACUUGGCACACAUCGCCCCCUGAACAGCCUAAUACAUGUAGAAGGGACCUCUAUCACAGUCUAUUUACUUGAUCACACAAGGAACACUGUGUAGUCCUUUUUCUCAUGUUUGCCCGGUCCACAUUCAGCGGACAGCAUGGCUGCAAUUCAGGUACUACUACCAGGCCCACUGUUAUUGAUAUAGGACACCAUCUCUUCUCCUCUCCCAAUAGUCAAGUUACUCCACCUCCACUGUGUUCAUUAUUUAGACCAGAUUCCUUUUCCACUAGCUCUGGAUCAAGUUACAUCUGAAACACUUGAAGGGAAUUGAAAUGGGUUGUUGUUCUUGUUAACACAGAUAUCUUUCUGAACUGAGUUUGCUGUAUUUGCUCACCCAUGUCCAGUGCUGGACUUGGGAUGAAAGAAGUGCAGGAGCUGUCUUUUCCCAAGUCCAUCCAUUAGAUUAUGUUUACCGAAGUUCAGUGGUGUAAAGUACUUAAGUAAAAAUAAUUUUAAGUACUACUUAAGUAGUUUUUUGGGGGGUAUCUGUACUGUACUAUUUAUAUUUUGGACAACUUUUGAUUUUAAUCCACUACAUUCCUAAAGAAAAUAAUGUACUUUUUACUCCAUACAUUUUCCCUGACACCCAAAAGUACUCGUUACAUUUUGAAUGCUUAGCAAGACAGGAUAAUUGCCUAAUUCACACACUUAUCAAGAGAACAACCCUGGUCAUCCCUACUGCCUCUGAUCUGGCAUACUCACUAAACACAAAUGCUUUGUUUGUAAAGGAAAAUCGUGUCGUCUGGUUUGCUCAAUAUAAGACAUUUGAAAUGAUUUAUACUUUUACUUUUGAUACUGAAGUACAUUUAAAACCAAAUGCUUUCAGACUUUUACUCAAGUAGUAUUUUACUUGGUGACUUCUACUGGAGGCAUUGUCUUUUAAGGUAUCUUUACUUUUACUCUAGUAUGAAAAUCGGGUACUUUUUCCACCACUGCCGAAAUUCACAAAUGGUGUGCUAUAGAGACCUCUGAUCGUUUUAAGGGUUCAUACACAUUUUCCAUGACUUCUCUAUAACUUUUAACCAACUUUUCACGACUAUUAUUUUAGCUUACAUGAAAAAGUAAGAAUUAUUGACACUGGAACACUCCUGUGUCUGAUCUCAUGUAGGCCUUCCAUCUUCUGCCGUUGUGCCCUUGAACAAGGCACUUAACACUUCCACAAAGUUGUCAACACGUGGUCAACUCUCCAUCUGGAGAGCUCCUGGGUAUGCAGGCUUGGCUUUUGAUCCAGCCCUGAAACACCCAAGGUACUGUUGAGCAGCUGAUGUUUCGGCUACAAUGUGAUUAGACCAGGGCGUGAACAAAAGCCUGCACACUCAGUAGCUAUCCUGGAGGAUGGUUGCCACCCUUGAUAUAAAAUAUUGCAACAUCACAACCAAAUACUUUAGUUUUUAUCAAAUGAUUCCCAGGCAUCACAUGGAUAGGCUACUUCAAAGCAAAGUAUCUAACUAGACAUGUUUAUAUGCAGUGCCUACGGAAAGUAUUCAGACCCCUGGACUUUCCCCACAUUUUGUUAUGUUACAACCUUAUUCUAAAAUGAAUUACAUUUUUUUAAAUCCUCAGCAAUCUACACACAAUACCCCAUAUUUGUAUUUAUUUAACCUUGAUUUAACUAGGCAAGUCAGUUAAGAACAAAUUCUUAUUUACAAUGACGGCCUACCCCGGCCAAACCCUAACCUGGACGAUGCUGGGCCAAUUGUGCACCGCGCUAUGGGAUUCCCAAUCACGGCCGGUUGUGAUACAGCCUGGAAUCGAACCAGGGUCUGUAGUGAUGCCUCUAGCACUGAGAUGCAAUUCCUUAGACCAUUUAUAAAAACAGGUUUUGAGAAAUGUUUGCACAUUUAUAUAAAACAUUUAAAUAAAAAAAAAGCAGAAAUACCUUAUUUAAAUAACUAUUCAUAUCCUUUGCUAUGAGACUCGAAAUUGAGCACAGGUGCAUCCUGUUUCCCUUGAUUAUCCUUGAGAUGUUUCUACAACUGGGGUAAAUUCAAUUGAUUGGACAUGACUUGGAAAGGUCUAUAUACAGUGGUGGAAAAAGUACCCAAUUGUCAUACUGGAGUAAAAGUAAAGAGACCUUAAUAGAAAAAGUGAAAGUCACCCAGUAAAAUACUACAUGAGUAAAAGUCUAAAAGUAUUUGGUUUUAAAUAUACUUAAGUAUCAAAAGUAAAUGUAAUUGCUAAAAUGUACUUAAUGUAUCAAAAGUACAAGUAUAAAUAAUUAAAAAUGCCUUAUAUUAAGCAAAGCAGAAGGCCACAUUUUCUAGUUUUUUUUGUAUUUACGGAUAGCCAGGGGUACUCUCAUAAUUUACAUAAUUUACAAACGAAGCAUGUGUUUAGUGAGUUCGCCAGAUCAGAGGCAGUAGGGAUGAUUGGGGAUGUUCUCUUGAUAAGUGUGUGAAUUAGACAAUUUUCCUGUCCUGCUAAGCAUUCAAAAUAUGAGUACUUUUGGGUGUCAUGGAAAAUGUAUGGAGUAAAAAGUACAUUAUUUUCUUUAGGAAUGUAGUGAAGUAAAAGUUGUCAAAAAUAUAAAUAGUAAAGUAUUCUGUAUUGAAUGUAUUGUAAUGUAAAAAAUAAAUCAUAAUAAUUGUAUAACUGC